Solea solea (common sole) is the source of this 1818-nucleotide messenger RNA. It is a transcript of the gene arsk, whose product is annotated as arylsulfatase family, member K. The record is from RefSeq and is a predicted model, not a curated record. The transcript has 8 exons. NCBI's taxonomy places the organism in Eukaryota, Metazoa, Chordata, Actinopteri, Pleuronectiformes, Soleidae. Bases 89 to 1660 code for a protein of 523 amino acids.
CAGAACCAGCAUCAGGAGGCAAAAGAGGAACUUCUUUUUGAAAGUACAACAAUAACGUUAUUUGAAGUGAAGGAAGAGAAACGCUGCCAUGAAUUCAUCACCACUGACUUUGACUUUUAUUGUUCUACUUCAAAUUUUCCAUCAAAGUUUUUGCCAAAAUGGAACCAAACCUAACAUUGUGAUGGUGAUGAGUGAUGCAUUUGAUGGACGGCUGACCUUUGACCCUGGCAGCAAAGUUGUACAGCUGCCGUUUAUAAACUAUCUGAGGCAGCUCGGUUCCACGUUCCUCAAUGCGUACACUAACUCUCCCAUCUGCUGCCCUUCAAGAGCAGCAAUGUGGAGUGGUCAGUUUGUUCACCUCACUGAGUCGUGGAACAACUUCAAAUGCCUCGAUGCAAAUGCAUCCACGUGGAUGGAUUUACUGCAGGCAAACGGAUACCGGACCAAGAUGAUGGGCAAACUGGACUUUACCUCAGGGAGUCACUCUGUCAGUAAUCGAAUUGAGGCCUGGACACGAGACGUUGGUUUCCUCCUGCGUCAGGAGGGACGGCCGCUGACGCAGCUCGUCGGGAACAUGUCCACAGUGAGGAUCAUGAGAAAAGACUGGAAAAACACAAAGGAGGCUGUGCAGUGGAUCCACAAAACAGCUGCAUCCGCACACCAGCCUUUUGCUCUUUAUCUCGGCCUAAAUUUACCUCACCCGUAUAAAACUGAAUCCCUGGGACCCACGGCGGGAGGAUCCACCUUCCUCACCUCACCGUACUGGCUCUCAAAGGUCUCCUCUGAUCUGAUCACUGUUCCAAAAUGGCUGCCCAUGGUUGCCAUUCACCCUGUCGAUUACUACUCCACCUUCACCAAAAACUGCAGCGGGGCUUUCACUGAGGACGAAGUCCGAAGCAUUCGGGCUUUUUACUACGCCAUGUGUGCGGAGGCUGAUGCCAUGCUGGGUCAGGUGAUUUCAGCCCUGAGAGAAACUGGGCUGCUUAACAACACCGUCGUGAUCUUUACGUCGGACCACGGAGAGUUGGCCAUGGAGCACCGGCAGUUCUACAAGAUGUCGAUGUUUGAGGGCAGUUCCCAUGUUCCCCUGCUGGUCAUGGGACCUGGGCUGAUGUCCGGUCGACGGGUCGACCAGCUCGUGUCUCUGGUUGAUCUCUAUCCCACUGUUCUGGACGUCGCUGGUAUUUCGUCAGUCGUUGAUCUCAGUGGUCACUCUCUCCUACCUCUGCUGUCCAAAUCUGGUGCUCUUCCCAAGAGGCAACGUCCAGACUGGGUCCUGAGUGAAUAUCAUGGUUGUAACGUUAAUGCGUCUACGUACAUGCUGAGAAGCGGCAAGUGGAAAUACAUCGCCUAUUCAGACGGCCUGACUGUCCCUCCCCAGCUUUUUGAUCUUUCACUGGACAAAGAAGAACUUUUCAAUGUGGUCCUCAAAUACCCAGCUGUGAAAGAGUUUCUGGACAAUCUGUUGCGCAGCAUCGUGGACUAUCCCCAAGUCUCUGCGACUGUCCAUCGCUACAAUAAAAGAGCAUUUACUGCCUGGCGUGAUAGUCUGGGAAGGAAUUACAGCCAGGUUAUUGCCAACCUCAGGUGGCAUGUAGACUGGCAAAAAGAUGCGUUAUCACAUGAGAGAGCUAUUGACAGUUGGCUUUAUGGCUUUUGAUGAGGGUUAAAUGGGUUUGGUAUUUUAUGAGAGAUAAGAAAUGGGGAUAAAUGCUUUUAUUGUCAGACAAAGAUAUAAAAUUGUUCUUUUGCACUUUGUUUUAAGUAUGUUAAAUGCUUUCCUAUUUGUUUUAAAAUAAAAUGGAUCUUUUUUUUAUA